Messenger RNA from Sorex fumeus (smoky shrew), 1913 nucleotides. RefSeq names its product immunoglobulin like domain containing receptor 2 (gene ILDR2). Lineage: Eukaryota; Metazoa; Chordata; Mammalia; Eulipotyphla; Soricidae. The record is from RefSeq and is a predicted model, not a curated record. Gene Ontology annotation, cellular component: membrane. The transcript is spliced from 9 exons. The coding region runs from base 93 to 1856 and encodes 587 amino acids. Gene Ontology annotation, biological process: pancreas development.
CGCAGCCGCCGACGCGGCGCGGGGCUCGGGAGCUGCGGGCGCGCCCAAGACGCGCGGGCCCGGCCGCCGCCGGCUGCUGGAAGUUGGCGGACAUGGGCCGGCUGCUGCGGGCCGGCCUGGCGCUGUGCUGGCUAACAGCCCUGGCCGCUGGCCUGCAGGUGUCUGUCCCGGACAAGAGGAAGGUGGCCAUGCUCUUCCAGCCCACCGUGCUCCGAUGCCACUUCUCCACGUCCUCCCGCCGGCCCGCCGUGGUGCAGUGGAAGUUCAAGUCCUACUGCCAGGACCGCAUGAGCGAGUCCCUGGGGAUGGCCACCCCGCGCGCCCAGUCCCUCAGCAAGAGAAACCUGGAGUGGGACCCCUAUGUGGACUGCCUGGACAGCCGGAGGACGGUGCGUGUGGUGGCAUCCAAGCAGGGGUCCACGGUCACCCUGGGCGAGUUCUACCGUGGUCGGGAGAUCACCAUCGUUCACGAUGCGGACCUUCAGAUCGGCAAGCUCUUGUGGGGGGACAGUGGGCUGUACUACUGCAUCGUCACCACCCCCGACGACCUGGAGGGCAAGAACGAGGACUCGGUGGAGCUCCUGGUGCUGGAGUGGGUGUUCGUGGGCCUGGUGGUCCUGGGAUUCGUGCUCCUCUGCGUGCUCGUGGGGAUCUGCUGGUGCCAGUGUUGCCCGCACAGCUGCUGCUGCUAUGUCCGCUGCCCCUGCUGCCCGGACACCUGCUGCUGCCCGCAGGCCCUGUAUGAAGCAGGGAAAGCCGCGAAGGCCGGGUACCCGCCCUCCAUCUCGGGGGUGCCGGGCCCCUACUCCAUCCCCUCCGUCCCCCUGGCAGGAGCGCCCCCCUCCAGCAUGCUGAUGGACAAGCCGCACCCACCGCCCCUGGCCCCCAGCGACUCCAUCGGGAGCCACAGUGUGCGCAAAGGGUACCGGAUUCAGACUGACAAGGAGAGGGACUCGAUGAAGGUCUUGUACUACGUGGAGAAGGAGCUGGCGCAGUUUGACCCUGCCCGGAGGAUGAGAAGCAGAUACAACAACACCAUCUCGGAACUCAGCUCCCUGCACGAGGAGGAUGGCAGCUUCCGCCACUCGUACCACCAGAUGCGCAGCAAGCCCUUCCCUGUGUCCGGGGACUUGGAGAGUAACCCCGACUACUGGACCAGUGUCAUGGGGGGUGGCAGUGGUGUGAGCCGGGGGCCCGCGACUGUGGACUAUGACAAGGAGGAAAGGGACAACUUCCGGCACAGCCAGCCGCGCGCCAAGUCGGAGAUGCUGUCGCGGAAGAACUUCGCGCCGGGGGUGCCGGCCGUGUCCAUGGACGAGCUGGCGGCGCUGACCGACUCGUACGCGCCACCGCCGCCGCCGCGCCGGCUGGAGCGCGCGGACACGGCGCACGGCGAGUACUACCCGCGCGCGCGCGAGCCGCCCUACAGCCCCGCGCCCGCGCACCUGCCGCGCCUGGUGAGCCGCACCCCGGGGCCCGCGCCCCGCUACGCGCGCGCGCCGCGCCCCGACGACGCCGCCAACGCCGAGCGCGGGGGCAGCCUGGAGACGCCGUCGCGCCUGAGCGCGCGUCUCGGCCCGCGCAGCGCCUCCUACUACGCCUGGUCCCCGCCCGGCGGCCGCCACCGUGGCGACAGCGACGACGACGACGAGGACGACGACGACGAGGAGGAGGACGAGGACGACGACGCGGCCGAGGAUGCGCUGCCGCCCUACAGCGAGCGCGAGCUGAGCCGCGGCCCCUCGUUCCGCAGCGCGCGCGACCUGCAGUUCCACGCGGGCUCCGAGAAGCGCAGGAAGAAGGAGCCGAGCAAGAAAUCGAACGACUUCCCCACCAGGAUGUCCCUCGUGGUCUGAAGUGGUUUUUUUCAAGACCUGCGUGGAGAAGGCUGGACAGCAGAAGCUCGCUGCCCC